Messenger RNA from Anopheles arabiensis, 1729 nucleotides. Its product is annotated as peroxisomal membrane protein 11C-like. The coding region runs from base 263 to 1018 and encodes 251 amino acids. NCBI's taxonomy places the organism in Eukaryota, Metazoa, Arthropoda, Insecta, Diptera, Culicidae. The transcript is spliced from 4 exons. Gene Ontology annotation, cellular component: peroxisomal membrane. The record is from RefSeq and is a predicted model, not a curated record. Gene Ontology annotation, biological process: peroxisome fission.
CAAAACAUUCCAUCGGACCUGCAGCGAGAAGCACACACACUCUCGCUCUCCCUCCGAUCCCGACCAGCAGCUGCUCAGUGUAAUUUUGCGUAUUUUAACCACCUGUGUGUAUCUCUUCUCGUGUCCAUUUUUGCGGGAUCAAUUGAUAAGAUUAGAGCGGGAGCUGCUGCAGAAAGUAAUAAGUGGUGUAUCGGGUUCGGGGUGACCGGUUGCCUCACGACUCGGCAUCAGUGAGCAAAGAUCAUUUUAGGCAACGAGUUGCAUGAUCCUUAGUUUAUCGUUCGGACUACGUACGACACACAAGAUGAGCAAAAUGUUGAACGAAAUCUGUGAUAUGCUGGACGGAUAUACCGGCCGAGAUAAGAUUAUUCGCACACUAUGCUACACCACAAAGCUAGCCUCGGGGCUGUAUGCACAAUCCGACCCGGGGCGUGCCAAAAAACUGGCCAUAUUUAGCUCGAAAAUGUCCCAAACACGUGCCACGCUGCGCCUGUUCGACGAUUUGCCCAUGCUGGCGUACAGUCUGAGCUACGGCUGUGGCAGCAAGGAGCCGGACCGCUGGAUGGGUCUGAUCGGAUUCGUCACGAAUCUGAUCGAUCACGCGUACUACCCGGUGGACAAGAUCUGUUGGCUGAUCGAGCACAAUCUGCUGAACGUGGAGAACCCGACCCGGUGGGACACGAUCAACUCGAUGCUAUGGGUCGCAUCGAUUUACCUCAAUCUGAUGAAAACCAUCCGGAGCUUCACUGUGAUGGAACAGCAUAAAUCAUGCAUCGAUAAAAAGGAAAAUGAAAGCAGCCAAGCGUUCCGCAUGUUGCUGAUAAAACAGCGCAUGGAGGCGAUAUCGAUAUUGCGGCUGUCGCUGGAUCUGGUUCAUGCCGGCAGUACCCUGCCCAAGGGUAUGCUUUGGGGUGGCCGUUUCCAAACCUGGCACGUAGGACUGAUUGGUAGCAUUUCCUCGCUGCUGGGACUCUACCAGUAUGUGGCUAAGAAGCGAAUCGUUAAGCAGAGUUCCUAGGCGAUUACCUUCGCGUACCAACACAACACCUCCAUCCAGACGGCGAUCGAUUGCGUGCCCACCCGAGAAGAGUGUAGCGAACAUUCAUUUACAUCUAGAAGAACUGCUUUCAUUUUGCUUUCCCGAAGGGACCUCUUAAUGGAUAAGAUAUAUAGGACAGGAAAAACGCACAUCUACUUUUGCCUUAAUAUGGAGUUUAAAGCUAAAUUGUAGAAUCAUUACCUUUUAGUUUAAUAAUUGUUUAGAUUAUACGGGUCCUGCAAUUGUUUGCUGUAAGAAAAAUAUGCUAAUGUCUUUUGUAAAAAAAUGUAACAAAACAAAACUCUAGUCAGUUAUUUGACUUGUAAAUAAAUCUUUUAUUUUGAAACAAUUUGUGUCCAUAUUCAUGAUACAGAGAGAUGAUACAAACAAAAGCAAACAAAAAACUGCACUAUGUCUGUAGUAUUUUUUUCUUAAAGUUUCUUAAAGUAAUUAAAUGAGACCGCCCAAAGAACGCAGGGGUAAAUUUGAUGAAAUCUGUAUGUUUUAUUGAUUCUUUUUUAUUUGUAUUUGGUGUGUAUUGAAACGUCAGGGGCUUCCUUUGUUUGUUAGGAAUAAAUAGCAGUAGUAGUAGUAGUAGUAGUAGUGGUAGUAAUAGUAGUAGUACUUGCUACUUGUUAUUGUUUCAUAUUUCUUAUUGUUUUGCGUUAAUACAAAGUCCAUUUUUGAUCA